GGCGGCAGAGACUGAGCCAGGCGAGGAGGGGGCGGAGUCUGCCGAAGAGGCUCCGAGCUUUCGACCUCAGCGAGUGCGGGCCGGGCGCCCCCGCCCCCCUGCCGCGUUCCUUUCUCCACGUCGCUGCUGCCUGCCGCCCCUCCCUUCUCAAUCGCUUGGGCUGCCCCGCUGCCUUCUGCGCAUCCCCCCCCCUCACGUUCCCUACGGAAUGGCUCAUCCCGAGGCAGGCAGUCGACUCCGCCUCCUCAGAACCCGGAAGCAGGCGGGUGGGGGCGGCUGUUGUCGUCGGCCCGCCAGCGGCUGCUGGGCGGGAGCGAGGGGGCUGAGCGCGCGCGCCAGGGAGGCAUGCGAGGAGGUGGGGCCGCCGAUCCCGCCCGAGCCCUGCCCCUGGGCCCGCCCUCCGCCAGCGCCUCGGCGGCAGCAGCAGCAGCAGCGGCGACCGGAGGAGGAGGAGGAAGAGCGCCCGCCGAGAGAGCAUGAGCGGCGCAGGGGCCCAGCCGCAGCCGCCCCCCGGGCCGAGCCCUGGGCCCGGGGGGGAUUCCGAGCCGCCGCCCCCGCCGUCGAUGCUGAGCGUCGACUUGCCCAGUCUGGUGUCGCAGUUCGCGCGGAGCUUCGCGCUGGUCUUCCCGGUCUACGUGCUGGGCUACCUGGGGCUGAGCUUCAGCUGGGUCCUGGUCGCCCUGCUCUGCCUCUUCUGGGUGCAGAGGCACCGGGGCGGAAAGAGCUCCCGCCUGGGCCGGGCGCUCGCCUUCCUGCAGGACGAGGAGCGGGCCGUGAAGCUCGCCGUCUCCACCGGCGACCUGCCCGCGUGGGUCCACUUUCCAGACACUGAGAGAGCAGAAUGGCUGAAUAAGACCGUCAAACACAUGUGGCCUUUCAUUUGCCAGUUUAUUGAGAAACUUUUCCGUGAGACAAUCGAGCCUGCUGUGCGGGGAGCCAACAGCCGCCUGAGCACCUUUAGUUUCACCAAAAUUGAUCUGGGGAAUCAGCCCCUCAGGAUUAAUGGUGUUAAAGUCUACACUGAAAAUGUGGAUAAAAGGCAGAUCAUCUUGGAUCUUCAGAUCAGUUUUGUUGGCAAUUGUGAAAUUGACUUGGAGAUCAAGAGAUACUUCUGCAGAGCUGGUGUGAAGAGUAUACAGAUUCAUGGUACAAUGAGAGUAAUAUUGGAACCUCUGCUCGGUGAUAUGCCCUUAAUUGGAGCACUGUCUUUAUUUUUCCUUAGGAAACCGCUUUUGGAAAUUAACUGGACAGGACUGACCAAUCUUCUGGAUAUUCCAGGACUAAAUGGCUUAUCAGACACUAUAAUACUAGAUAUAAUAUCCAAUUAUCUGGUGCUUCCAAAUCGGAUUACUGUUCCUCUUGUUAGUGAGCUGCAGAUUGCUCAGCUGAGGUUUCCCAUACCAAAGGGUGUACUAAGGAUACACUUCAUUGAAGCUCAGGAUCUUGAGGGAAAAGAUACUUACCUAAAGGGACUUGUUAAGGGAAAGUCCGAUCCUUAUGGAAUCAUUCGUGUUGGUAAUCAAAUUUUCCAAAGCAAAGUCAUCAAAGAGAAUCUCAAUCCGAAGUGGAAUGAAAUUUAUGAGGCCUUAGUGUAUGAGCACCCAGGACAAGAGCUGGAGAUUGAGCUCUUUGAUGAAGAUCCAGACAAGGAUGACUUUCUGGGAAGUCUAAUGAUAGACCUAAUUGAGGUUGAAAAGGAGCGCCACUUAGAUGAGUGGUUUACUUUGGAUGAAGUCUCCAAAGGGAAAUUGCAUUUAAAACUCGAAUGGCUCACAUUGAUGCCUACUGCAGAGAACCUUGACCAGGUGCUAAGAAGCAUUAGAGCUGAUAAAGACCAAGCCAAUGAUGGACUUUCAUCAGCAUUGCUUAUUCUCUAUUUGGAUUCAGCAAGAAAUCUACCAAGUAUCUACGAGGGAAACUUUGGGUGUGGAUACUUAAAAGAAAGGAGAGCAUCGGGACUAGUCUUUUGUGAAAAUACUACCUCACUCUAUAGAGCACUAUUUCAUAAUCCAUUAGAUUAUAAUCCAGACGCCUUGAAGAAGUCUGCUGUUCAGAAAGCCCUGAAGUCAGGAAAGAAAAUAAAUAGUAACCCCAAUCCACUUGUCUUACUGACUGUUGGACAUAAGGCACAAGAAAGUAAGAUUCGUUACAAGACCAAUGAACCUGUAUGGGAGGAGAACUUCACUUUCUUUGUUCACAAUCCUAGGCGGCAGGAACUAGAAGUUGAGGUCAAGGAUGAACAGCACCAGUGCUCUUUGGGAAAUUUCAAGCUUCCUCUAAGCCAGCUCCUGACCAGUGAAGAUCUAACUAUGCAUCAGAGAUUUCACCUUAGCAAUUCUGGUCCAAACAGCACUAUAAGCAUGAAGAUUGCACUCAGGAUCCUUUCUCUUGAAAAGCAAGAGAGGUCUCCAGACCACCAACACUCAGCCCAAGUGAAGAGGCCCUCUGUUUCCAAAGAUGCAAGGAAAGGUUCUUUCAAGCCUCAGGUCCCCGUUUCUCCACCCGCUGACUUGAACAAGCCUACCCCAACCUCCACAGUAACAGACACUGAUAAAAAGACUGAUGUGGUUGAAAAAAGCCAUCCCUCUAAUCCCAGUCCUCAGUGGCCAACAGAUCUCAACAGAAGCUCCUCCAGUCUUCUUGCCGCCAAUUUGAAUUACUCUCCCAGCCACCUUUCAGUCAAAGAACCUACCCCAAGCAUAGCGUCUGACAUAUCACUACCCAUCGCUACUCAGGAGCUGCGGCAACGUCUGAGACAACUUGAAAAUGGCACAACAUUAGGACAGUCUCCAUUGGGACAGAUUCAGUUAACAAUUCGUCACAGCUCACAAAGAAACAAACUUAUGGUGGUGGUGCACACAUGUAGAAAUCUAAUCGCCUUUUCAGAGGAAGGAUCUGACCCCUAUGUUCGAAUGUAUUUAUUACCAGACAAGAGGAGAUCAGGAAGAAGGAAAACAAGUGUUUCAAAGAAGAAUUUAAAUCCAGUGUUUGAUCAAGCCUUUGAUUACAGUGUUUCAUUACCUGAACUGCAGAGGAGAACCCUCGAUGUAGCAGUGAAGAACAGUGGCGGUUUCUUGUCCAAAGACAAAGGGCUGCUUGGUAAGGUAUUGAUACCACUGGCUUCUGAAGAACUUGCCAAAAGUUCUACCCAGUGGUACGACUUGACGGAAGAUGGUUCAAGGCCACACGUCGCACCUUAGGAUGCCAGAAGCUCCUGUUUGUGUACUUUUUGCCAACCUUUAUAUAUUUUAUCAGCAUUGUUCACACAGAUGUACCGAUAUUAUUUUUUUAUAACUUUUAGUUACGAGGCCUGCGACCACUCCCAACAAUUUUUAUAACACCUGGACAUUUUAUGUAGGCUUAAGUCAGUUUAAUUGUAAAACCUUUUCUUCAUUUUGUUACAGCUGUUUUAAUGUGCAAUAGGGGUUGUAGAGUAACAGUUUGUUUCAAUGGAACCUUUUAUGGUAUUUGUACCCUUGACAGACGUGAGAAGACAAUGUUUAUCUGUUUUCCCCACUUUGUUUCGUAACUCACCAAGGUGUCUGCCAUGUAAAUACUCUUAUCGUUCUUUUUCAGCUGUUUGAAGGUAGAAGAAAAUACCAAAAUGCAUAAUUUUCUUCUAAAAGCAUGCUAAAACCUUAGACACAAUUUCUGGGAAGGGUCUUGGCAGCAAAUUGGUCUUUAACUUAACGAUUAUGGAUUUCAUUUUUAAUCUGGGAGAAAUUGAUUAAAAGGAUAGCCCAUGUAUUUCUGGCCUUAAAGGCUUGUAAAAUGAGAGAGUUACAAAAUAUUAACUUUUUAAUAUUUCUUUAGAAAUGUAUUCUUGAAAGUUGAGAUUAUUCAUAUAAUUCACAUUAAUUCAGAUGAUAUUAAAAGAAGAGUGAGCUGAAAAGCAUAUAUACUAUAUAGAUAUAUAGAUAUAAAUAAAAGAGAGGUUAUCAAGGUCCUGAAAUCACAUUAUAUGGCUUUGGGGUCUCCUAGGAUGCGAAAGUGAAGACUUCAGUAGUACAAAGUUUUGUAACGCACUUUUACUGUCAUUGCUUCUUGUUAGCAUUUAUUUGCCCCUGAAACCUAUCUAUGCAAAAGUAGAGUCAUGGUGGCAUUUGUCUGUGUUACAGAUUAGAGCCUAACAGAUUAGGCUCUAAUCUGAUUAGAGUUACAGAUUAGAGUCUAACAGUCGCGGUGGUGCAUUUUGAUCACUACAGAUAUGAAUGCUGUUUACAACCAUGACCUGGUAGAUGUCUGCUAUUAGUAUCCAUUAAAUGCCAGCCGGUCUGUUGUUAUGUUGAACUCAUGGAAGGCCCAGGAUGUAAAAGUGGGGCUGAAUCUUUCCAAAGCGGCUUCGGUGCUGCCCAUUGCAGUGCUUAGAGCGGCUGCCUCUGUCUUUGGGCCGGGCUCAUGUGAGAUCAUCACAUUCCAUUUAAGCACCACGGCGCUCAGCUGCAAGGGCUGGAACCAGGUAAUUCAUGCAUAUGCCAACAGUAAGGGCUCUUUCAGUGGAGGCAGCCGUGUGUGUUUCACAAGUUGCGCUAAACCUGGAAUACGUCCCUUCUGAAUGGUGUUGGUGCAGUAAAAGAGCCAUUUUAAAUCCGUGUUAUGUUCUAAUCAGUGUAGUUCUUUCAUUCAGAUUUUUUCCCCAGGCCCAAGAAAUGCAAGAGUGGUUUCAGAAAAUAGUCUGAUGUUUUGAGCAUGAUUUUUUCCACUUCAUUUUAUUCAUUGUUGCUUUUAGAACGGAAUCAAUGGAGCAUUGAUUAUAUCUAUUAUUUUGUCUUUCUUAUUUGGAAGGCUUCUGAGAUAGUUUCAACAGAAAUGCACAUCUUUGUGUUUUAACCCAAGAGACGAUGUAGUUCUGCAGACAGUAGCCUCACAAUCUUGGAUAAAUAUGCAAUUACUUUUUAAGGGGGAAAAGCACUAGUUGAGAGUCUUAGUAUAAACUCUGGUUACAAGAUAAACUUCUAAGGGUGAAUAAACUUCUGGAAUACUAGCUUUAUAAUUCAACUUACAGAAUCUUAGCUUAGAAAAUGUGUGUAAUCUAGCAGGAACUUCUCUUGCACACAUACCAUUCAAUUGAGGUUGCACAGAAGAUGUUCCCAUUGUGCUCUUUAGCUAUACUAAGUAUACCAAAGUGCCUGUCGUAGACACAGCAGACUGCUCAUGCCAAGUUCAUUAAUCUUAAUUUGUUCUGUACUUCAACAUGAUGCAUCCAUCCAUAUCGAUUCGCAUCCCUUAAGUAAUGUUGGAGUAUUUUAUAUUGCAUAAAGCUUCACUGGGCAGAACUCUGCAAUAUCACUGGAUUUUUUUUCCCCUUGGUGUCUAUAUAUACAUUAGCAUGAGUGGGCUGUAAAAUAGGCUUAUUGUAACUAUAGCUUAAAUUGAUGUGGUCCUCCACUUAGAACAUAUACACGCCUCCCUGUUCUGCUAUACGGAUACCUUUGGUGAACUCUGCAACAAGAGAACAUGUACUAUCAAGUGGAAACGGCCACAAGCUAUGGUUAUGAUGAGGAAGAUGCAGAAAAUGUGAAUAGAAGUCUCACUGAGGAAAACCAAUAGUCUGUCUAGUACUUUACCUUGGCUGAAAUGGACACCAAUGAGAUUAUUGCAUAAUGGCAUUUCCUUUAAACUGUAAUUCCUGAAUGGUUAUUUAAGUUUCACUAAUUAGAGAGCCAUAGAAGAAGCAAGGAGGGAGGGAGUGUGUGGCAUAAUGCCCGUACGUCUGCAAGGAACAGCACAAGAGAGCAAGUGGAUUUCUCUUUGGGGCCAGAGGUUGAACCUGGCAGGAGAGCUCAGCUGAAAAGCACAAUUCUCUUGAUAUGUUCCCCAAACAUGAAGACUGGCAGCCAACUGCUUCAUGUAUCUGUAGUGGGAAAGGGUUGGAAGUUAUGGAGGCCGUUAGUAAGCAAUCAUGGAAGACAUUUUCAGCCCAGUGAUGAAGUGUGCCAUCAUCUUCCCAUAGUGUCAUUUUCAACAUGCACAGCUAUCGUGCAUGAAGAAAUAACAUGCGAUCAGAGAGUUUCCAUGUUAAAUGAUGGGUCAAAAAAAUUGAAUACGACAUCAGCCCUCUGGGUGGCCCCCUAAAGAAGAGGUAGAGCUCUUCUGAAAAUCUGAACCGAAAUCUGGAUAAUUAUUACCAAGAAAUGCUCUCCCUGCCUUUAGUAGUUAGAAGCUGCAUGUGUGGAUCUGUUCCACCACAAUUUGGUGGUCGUUCAGAGGUGAGGAGGAAGCAUGAAAUUUCCAUUAGCAAAUCAACAACUGAGUGUCAUCAGACCUACUUUCCGUGUUCUUUAUUUUUUUAAUCCUGUGCCUUAAAAAAGAAAAGAGAAGCAAGCUGAGAUAUUUGUGUUUAAGCCCAAGCUUUGUUCUCUGUAUUUAGCAAGUCUUUCUGUUAUGCACUAUUGAAACUGUUCAGUGCAGUGUUUUGCUGGCAAAGACAGCAGCACAUUGCAUUUGACGCUACUGUAACCCAAGCACCAAGUUAAUGUGUUACCUGGGUUUUGGAUUAAAGGUGACGUUUCUGUUUUGAAUCCUUUCUUUAUCAGGCCUGCAGCAACUGGUGAGAAAGGAGCAGGAAGGGUGGUCGGUUUAGUACGGAUUGCCUUUUUGCUCAUAUAAUUCUGCAACUGCAUGUAUUUAUUCAAUAAAUGAUUCAUAUGGAA
Hemicordylus capensis (graceful crag lizard) is the source of this 6653-nucleotide messenger RNA. RefSeq names its product extended synaptotagmin 2 (gene ESYT2). The coding region runs from base 477 to 3200 and encodes 907 amino acids. NCBI's taxonomy places the organism in Eukaryota, Metazoa, Chordata, Lepidosauria, Squamata, Cordylidae. The transcript is spliced from 24 exons. Gene Ontology annotation, molecular function: lipid binding. Gene Ontology annotation, biological process: lipid transport. The record is from RefSeq and is a predicted model, not a curated record.